CCAGUAAAAUCAAAUCGGAAAGGGAGAAUUCUCGAAGCCGAACCGGGACUCUGGCAUCCCACUCCGGCGCCACAUGCCUCCUGUUCCUGUCUCCCUCGCCGCCGCCGCCGCCACCACCACGAAGUCUGGACCCGCUUCCACCCCUCCAGCAUCCGGCGGCGCUGCCGCUUCUGGUGCUAGACGCAACGGAGCUUCCUUCUAAGCGCCGGUGGCGGGUGGGCGGGAGGGUCAGCGAUGCCGCCGGCCCGUAAGAAGCGCGGGGCGGCGGCCGCCGCCGCCGCAGCUGCUGCGGCGGCGCAGUGGAAGGUGGGCGACCUCGUGCUCGCUAAGAUGAAAGGCUUCCCGGCGUGGCCGGCCAUGAUAACUGAACCAGAGCAAUGGGACCUUCCUGCAGCUAAAAAGAAGUCUAUUGUAGCUAAAAAGAAGUUGCUGGUCUACUUUUAUGGAACUAAAGAGAUUGCUUUGUGCAACUAUGCUGACCUUGAGGCAUUCACCGAAGAGAAGAAAAAAUCUCUACUUGCUAAGCGAUAUGGGAAAGGAGCAGAUUUUGUCCGAGCAGUCAAGGAAAUAGUUGAGAUUUAUGAUUCUUUAAAGGAAGACAAGAAAGACAUUAAUAAUGAUAAUAAUAAGAGUGGCUUUACUGAAAAUAAUCUGAAGAUAGAUGCCAAGAAUCAUGUCAAUGACAUCAGCAGUUUGGAUACAGAAGGUCCUGAUGAUGGUUGUGAUCCAGGCAAUGACAAGAAAAUGGAGGAUUGUCCCUCCUCUUGCAUGGAUUACAGCAUGGUAGGUACUCCUCGUUCUAUUAUCAACACAAUGGAGGGUGAGCAUUGUGUUGUGGAUUCUGCAGAUGGCGACCCUAUUGAAAAGUCAACUAUCCUUCAUGAGAGUAAGCAUUCUCCUUUGCAUGCUAGUUCAUGCUCAAAGAAAAUACAAAAAGAUUCACAGAAACAAAAUUCUUGCACACAUGGUAAUUUUGCAUCAUCGUGGAGAUCAAGAAGUUCAUUAGGCACUGAAUUAAGAACAAUUCAGGAUUCUGGUGGUCUGAUGAAUGGUACUAAUCUGCCUUCUGUUGAUUUAAUUCCUGGUGACAAGCAAGAAGAUUCUGCUCACCGUAAGUGCAUUGAGGAUGAUAAACUAAGCCCGUGUUCUGUUUCUGGUACAAAGGAAGCAGUCUUCUCACAUCCAAGUCAAGGAACCUGCAGUCAACUUGCGGCCUCUGGGGCCAGUAAUGAUGAUGAAGGCCCAUGUAUUGUCAUAGAUAGUGUACAAUGCACUUUUAGUAAUGAAGUUUCUAAACCUGGAGUCAGGGAUAAAGAAGUCAAACUGAAUGGAACGGUUGAUCUUCCCAUGACCACCACCCGAACUUUUAAAAGAAAAAGAAGGGCAAACACUUGUCGUGCUAAUAAUCCUGUCAGUAGUGAGCUAAAAAAUAUGGAUAGGGCAUUGCAGCCUAGGUCAAAUGGAGAUCUUGUAUAUUCUCCAAAUUUAAGAAAUGAAAUUAACAGAUCACAUGGAGAUGAGCACUUGCCCUUGGUCAAAAGGGCAAGAGUCCGAAUGGAAAGGUCUCCACUGGAGAAUGCCACGGUUGAUGAACCUGGUCAUUCUUCUGACAAAACAGAGCCAGCUAAACUUGAUCCAUGUAUUAAGCAUGCAACGUCUGCAAUAUUUGGGAAGGAUCAAUCAGCUGAUGAUGUACCUCCUGGCAUAGAUGCUUCACCCAAAACAAAUUACUCUGACCUGCCAGGAGUUCAGAAUUCUUGUAUGGAUAACAGUGAAGAGCAACCAAUGGUUAUGACAUUGGAUGUAGAAGCUGCUUUACCUCCAUCAAAACGCCUUCAUCGUCUCUUAGAAGCUAUGUCUGUUAAUGCAUCUGAGACUGUGAGUACUUUGCCUGAAGUUACAAAGUCAAAGGAGGUUACCCUGGAAGGCUGCACCGCUUCAACAGAGAGGUCCCCUCCUAAAAACUCUGCAGAUGCACUUGUUGAAAGUCCCAAAUCUGCAAUGGCUAAAAGCCCCACUGUAUCUUUGACUGUGCUUUCUUUAGAUGCCCCAACUGGCCAAAAGCAUAUCACAGAAGCUGUCAUGUUGAACAAGGAUGCCCUCCCUCCUGUUUCUUUGGAUUUGAGAACUGAUGUCAGUGACAGUGUACCAAAGGACAAAGUUUCUGAAGAAACCUGCGUAGAUAGUGAAAAUUUGAGAACUGAUGUCAGUGACAGUGUACUAAAGGACAAAGUUUCUGAAGAAACCUGCAUAGACAGUGAAAAUGUACCUGAUUUGGUUGUACAUACUGGGAUUGAUAGCAAUGACUGUGUAAAAGGUAUAGCCUGUUCCAUGAAAUUGGAAGAGCCUGGCUUUGCUUCUAAGUUUGAUCGACUACCUUCGUGUAAUGCAAGUGGAAAUAAGCCUACGGAAUCCAUCGAAGGCUCGACUAAUGGUUUUGGCAAAACUAUAGAUGUAUCUUCUGAGCCAAUUAGCCGAGCAAAUGCUACUGUCUCGUAUACUAGCGGCAGCUGUGAUCCUGUGCUGCAUAUCGGCACUGUUUUAGAUAAAUCAGUAGUUAGUGUGCGUGACAGAACAAGUGCCUCUUCUUUGGUUUCUAAAGUUCCAUGUAUUCAUUCCGACACAAGCACCGGAGCAUUUGAAAUGCAUAGUUCUUCAGUUAUUGCACUGGAAGACCUUGACCACAGAAUAAACCUAAAGGAUAAGAGCUUAUUUUCAGAUUCAAUGCCUACAGAAGAACUAGUUGCUGAUGGACAUGCUCAUAUAUUCUCUCAAUCAAAUUCAUUCAUAGACAGUUCUCUAGAUUCAAAAUUUGCUUCGGAACCUUUGGUGAAUAUACCUUCACUCAAAGAAGGAUCAAGUAGCUGGUGUUCACCUUCAAAUCAUUCGAUAAGGUCUGCUUCAGAUAGGAUUCAUACUGAACAAGAUAGUGGUGAGAUUCCUUUUGAUAAUCUGCAACAGGAAGGCUUGUUAGCAGGUUGUAAUGAAGCCCAUUCAUCACGGAGGGCGUUUGAAGCUUGUGUUGGUACACUAACACGAACAAAAGAAAGUAUAUCUCGUGCAACACGCCUUGCAUUGGACUGUGCUAAGCAUGGCAUUGCUGGGGAGGUAAUGGAUAUUAUUAUUGAACACCUGGAAAAGGAAAGUAAUUUAUAUAAAAGGGUUGAUCUGUUCUUCCUUGUUGAUUCCAUAAUCAGAUACUGUCGCAAUCAGAAAGGUGGACCUGGUAGUGCCUAUCCUUCUCUCAUCCAAGCAGUCUUGCCACGAAUUAUAUAUGCUUCUGCACCACCUGGAAAUUCUGCUUGGGAGAAUCGGAGGCAGUGUCUUAAGGUUUUGAGGCUCUGGCUUGAGAGAAAAACCCUUUCAGAAUACAUCAUUCGCCACCAUAUUAAAGAGCUUGAGGCUCUUAAUGAUGCGUCAUUUGGAAGCUCUCACCGUCCUUCUGGUACAGAGAGAGCUCUGAAUGACCCGUUGCGGGAUGAUGAGGCAUUUUUUGUUGAUGAAUAUGGAAGCAACGCUGGUCUUGAUCUUCAAAAUUUAAUUUGCACGAAAUUACUUGAAGAUGAGGAUGGAAGGUCCUCUGAGGAGAGGAGCUUUGAAGGUCUUACUCCUGAACAUGAAGUUACUGGUGCUAAUGAACAAGAGGCAUGUCAAUUGCAUGUGACAAAGCAUCAACUUCUAUUGGAAGAAGUGGACGGUGAACUUGAGAUGGAGGAUGUAGCCCCAUCCUCUGGAGCUGAAGCCAGUACUGUAUGUCAAGAAGAUCUGACUAAUAACGAUACUUCUAUAGGAACUGCUCAGCAUCUCAGUUCCGUUCCACCACUACCUGAUGACAAAGCUCCAUCCCCUCCCCCAUUGCCAUCAUCACCACCACCAUUACCACGUCCACCAUAUCUUGUCUCUCAAGAUUCUCAGGUGCAAGGCGCAUUGCCUGUGGCAGCCAAUUGUGUUGCGCAACAUCCAGGAGCCAACUAUAAUGUUGAAGGACAACAUCCUUAUUCUGCUGCAAACAAUCGAGGCAACGUGGAUGCAUGUAUAGCUUCUUCGCAGCCUCCAGUACCAUACAAUUCUGGAUAUGCAGGGCAUACUAAUCAGAUAUAUCAACCGCCGCCGCCACCGCCGCCACCACCACAGCCUAUUGCAACAUUCCCUUCUGGUCCUCAUGGCAGCUUAUGUGGGCCCUCAGUGCCACAUCAUGGAAAUAACUAUCACCAUCCACCACCAGCACCACUGCCGAAUAGUGGAUACCAUUUGCAGCCACCACCACACCCACCAGGUCCGAAUCAGUUCCCAUGUCCACCUGAACCAGAGCAGAGAGCACAGCCUUGGAAUUGCGGCCCUCCGGCCCAUUCCUAUCCUGAGAGAUAUCAGUAUGGUGGACAUGAUAGAGGACACCAUGGAUAUGAUAGAAGACCUUACUUUGAUGAUAGAGGACAUCACUUUGAUGAUAGGGGGCGUCGCUUUGAUGGUGGAGGGCAUUACUUCGAUGAUGGAAUGCAUCACUUCGAUGAUAGAUGGCGCCACUUUCAUGAUAGGGGGCAAAUGCACCAUGAAGUUAUGGAUGGUGGAAGGUUUCCCUCAUUCUUUCCACCAGGCCCCCCAUGUCCAGAUCACUUUGAAGCGCCGCCACCCAACCAAUUUCACUGCGGACGACCAUUAGAUCCUCCACCAGGUCCAUGUUCUGGGUGGCCUAUGCCUCAUAGGAGAUCCAAGUACCCUCCUGAUUCCAGACACUCAAUGGAACCUCCAGUCUCCAAUGGAGGAGGUUGGAGGACGCAUGGAAGACGUGAUUAUGAUAGAUACCAUUGAUGACUGACUGGUAUUAGAAAUUUUAUGUUGGAACUACUGUGCUUACACGUUAGCCCCAUUACAAAUUUAACUUCUGAGAUGCAUGAUUUACUUGGGAUAAGAUACUCGUGAAGUGUGGAAUAAGAGCAUUCCCCACUAAGUUUCCUACAUACUAUUUCUGUUUUGCAUUAUUUCAGAAUGAUAUUGGACUCCGCGACUAAACUCUGAUCAUGGCUGAUUGGUAGUGCUUGGUUGGGCCUGGUGGUGUUGUGGCAAUGGUUAUGGUUUUCCUUGUCAUUGGUGAAUUGUGAAGCAUUCGUCAAUGUCCAUUCACUGAUGUCCUUAGUGUUAAGUCUCUUGAAAAUAAGAGACGCAACCCACCCACUGUACAUAUGUAGCUGUAGCAGUGUUCUGCAAAUGCAGAAACGGGAGCCAGGCCAGUCGUCUGAAGGGUGUGAGCCAUGUUGUUAACCUUAGCAUUCCACCAUCUUGUCGACAUCGCUGUGUAUUUCUUUCAACACUGUUGCAUCGAACAGUCAUUUUUUUAUGACAAUUUAGUUUGUAGUUUGACAGUGGAGCACACGGCCAAAAUUCAAAUGUUUAUUUUUGGGGUACCUGUAGACUUUAUUGGGCAUCUUUUGAUGACGUAAAUAUGGCUCAAUAUAUUCUUCGGGCGAAUGCAGGCGAGUCGCCGCACACUGCGAGGCAGUUUGGCUCUUCUGAGGUGUGGGUUUGGGAAUGUACUCAAAUUCGAUAUAGAGAGGAAACCAUAGUGGGAUAUUUUGGCGGUAUAAA
Sorghum bicolor (sorghum) is the source of this 5583-nucleotide messenger RNA. RefSeq names its product protein HUA2-LIKE 3. Gene Ontology annotation, cellular component: nucleus. The coding region runs from base 235 to 4809 and encodes 1524 amino acids. The record is from RefSeq and is a predicted model, not a curated record. Lineage: Eukaryota; Viridiplantae; Streptophyta; Magnoliopsida; Poales; Poaceae. Gene Ontology annotation, molecular function: transcription coregulator activity; double-stranded DNA binding. The transcript is spliced from 12 exons. Gene Ontology annotation, biological process: regulation of transcription by RNA polymerase II.